GUGCACAAUAACCCUAACGUCACUUCCUGUAUCUCAUCGAUAAAGACGGACCUGGCAGCACCGAGUUUGGGUGCUUCGCGGGUCAAUUUUUCUAGUUUGUUUGGCGGCAUCCGAGUUACAUCGGAGCCAUCUGAACUGCAACCAUGACGGUUGGAAAGAGCAGCAAGAUGCUGCAACACAUCGACUUCAGGAUGAGAUGCAUCCUCCAGGAUGGGCGAAUCUUCAUCGGGACUUUCAAGGCCUUCGACAAACACAUGAACCUCAUCUUGUGUGACUGUGACGAGUUCAGAAAGAUCAAGCCCAAGAAUUCCAAACAGCCUGAGCGUGAAGAGAAGAGGGUACUGGGCCUGGUGUUACUGAGAGGGGAGAACUUAGUCUCAAUGACCGUGGAAGGACCGCCUCCCAAAGAUACUGGAAUUGCCCGUGUGCCACUGGCUGGUGUGGCAGGUGGCCCGGGAGUGGGCAGAGCGGCUGGCCGCGGCGUCCCAGCUGGCGCACCCAUGCCCCAGGCCCCCGCAGGCCUUGCCGGGCCGGUCAGAGGAGUAGGGGGUCCCUCGCAACAGGUGAUGACCCCCCAGGGCCGGGGAACAGUCGCUGCCGCGGCAGCCGGGGCCACCCUCGCUGGCGCCCCCACCCAGUACCCGCCAGGAAGAGGAGGACCCCCUCCAAUGGGUCGUGGCGCACCGCCCCCAGGCAUGAUGGGCCCUCCCCCAGGCAUGAGGCCACCCAUGGGUCCUCCAAUGGGAAUGCCCCCUGGACGCGGAGCACCAAUGGGCAUGCCCCCUCCUGGCAUGAGGCCGCCGCCCCCGGGCAUGAGAGGCCCCCCUCCUCCUGGCAUGCGUCCUCCCAGGCCGUGACUCCGUCCAUUGGACUAAGAUGUCUUCUACUCCCUCACAAAUGUCCCAGACUUUCUGGGUUCUUGUAUAGUUCAACUUUUGUAUUUUUCUUUUUCUUUUUUAAAUAAAGAGUCUCAUUGACAAUUUGUUUUAAAAUGACUGCCUCUGAUUUGAUAUGCAGAUGUAUGUUUGUGAAUUUGUGUUUUGCUGAGGUAGUUGCUCAGUGAGGAUGGUUGUUGUUAGACUAUGGUCUUAAUAAAUUUCUCAGAGGAAGCUUA
Messenger RNA from Esox lucius (northern pike), 1114 nucleotides. RefSeq names its product small nuclear ribonucleoprotein polypeptides B and B1 (gene snrpb). The coding region runs from base 144 to 857 and encodes 237 amino acids. The transcript is spliced from 7 exons. Lineage: Eukaryota; Metazoa; Chordata; Actinopteri; Esociformes; Esocidae. Gene Ontology annotation, molecular function: RNA binding. Gene Ontology annotation, cellular component: U2 snRNP; U4/U6 x U5 tri-snRNP complex; U1 snRNP. The record is from RefSeq and is a predicted model, not a curated record. Gene Ontology annotation, biological process: mRNA splicing, via spliceosome.